Molecule: messenger RNA, 1479 nt
Organism: Chelonus insularis
Lineage: Eukaryota; Metazoa; Arthropoda; Insecta; Hymenoptera; Braconidae
Product: WD repeat-containing protein 89
Exons: 7
Coding region: 268-1479 (403 amino acids)
Molecular function (GO): protein binding
Source: RefSeq, a predicted model, not a curated record
CGAGAGAGAUUAAGUAUCUGUCGGUAAUUUACCAUCACAUUACUCUGUAGAUAAUUUCUAUAAAAACAAAAUUUUGAAAUAAUUAUGCAAUUGGUGCUACUGUAUUGUUACACCAUUAUCAUUUGAUCCCGGGUGGUUCGAAUCUUAACCUAUAUUAUUUGCGCAGCAACAUUGUUUUUAUAGAUUAAUCUAAAUAAAAUAACAUACAUUGAAAGUAUAAUAAUCAUAAGUAAAUUUAUUGUGUAAUGAAAGUAUUCCAUCAUUAAAAUGCCGAAAAUAGUCGAUUCCUCAAGAAAAAAAGACAUAGAAAAUGGAGUUCACGAAAACGGCCUUGAUAAAAGUAUUGUAAACAGAUGUGAAAUGAUACUGUCUAUGGAAGAUGUAGUUUCGACUGAUGAAACGUAUAUUCUAGAACUCUGUGGAACUCAAAAUGAACCAGAGUUUCGAGUUUGUGCAGCACUUUCUGAUUAUUCUUGUAUUGUCUAUAAUGUCGGUGAAACUUUAUCAAAGUUUAUAACAUUAAAUCAUAAUUCUUCACCAAUUGUCGGAGUCAAAUUCAGUCCACAUUCAAAAAAUAUCUUAUAUACUGCCACAAAGUAUGGAUUUAUUACAGUUUGUGAUUUAAGAGCUAAAGGAAAAAUAAUUGCGGAAUUGAAAGAUAAUUCAAGUGAGGGUAAGCUCAAACCAUUAGCAAGUUUCGACAUCAGUUGCGAUGAUAGACUUGUUGCUGCUGGAACAGAACAUGUGGGUGGUGAUGCGUUUAUUUUAUUCUGGGACAUCAGAUAUAACAACUCCAAACCUGAUAGUAAAAACAAUUUACUUGGAGGAUAUUGGGAAUCACACAUGGAUGAUGUGACAUCUUUACAAUUUCAUUCCACAAAAGGAGACAUUCUUGCAUCUGGUAGUACGGAUGGUUUGAUAAAUGUUUUCGAUUUAACGCAAUCUUCCGAAGAUUUAGCAUUGAAUUAUUCACUUAAUACUGAGUCUUCAGUGGAUAGAGUUGGUUGGUUAGAGGAUGGUAACAUUUGGUGUACCACUCAUACACAUUCAUUACAACUGUGGAAAUGUGAAGAUGCAUCACCAUUCAUAAAAUAUAAUCGCAAUUGUAUUGCUCAUUUCUUAAAUGAAGAUCAAGACAAUUGUUAUUUAGUUAAAAUGCAUAAAGCAGAAUCAAGCGAUUUUUCAUUCUUAUUAACAGGCUCCAAUUCAAUAAAAGGAGAAAAUUUAACUGGAGUAAUAGUAGAUAAAAAUGAAUUGGAAGUGUGUUAUGACUUUAAUGGAAAUAAACAGAUUGUACGUGAUAGCUGGCGUCAUAUUAAGAGUGAAAUAUUAGUAACUGGCGGUGAAAGUGGGAUAUUAAAUUUGUGGAAACCAAACGAAUCAUCAAUGAUUUCGAGGCCUAUAGACCGAAAGUUAAUGACAAAAUCAAAUAGUAAAGUUCGUGAUAAACAACAUAGAACUAAACCAUAUUACUGCUGA